AUGGCAGGUCCUGAAAUCGUAAGACGUAAUAGUUAUGAUCGUUUGCGAGCAUUGAAUAAUGAUCAAUCAGGAUCAACGUAUAUGUGUGAUUGUGGACAAGAAUAUAUGAGUGAAGAAGCUCUCAAACGACAUCAUCAAACUAAUUGCAGAAAUCGAUCAAUUCAAUGUUCAUUUUGUCAAGAAAUGUUUUCAUCAACUGUUAUACGUGAUCAUUUACUUGCAUGUGGAAAUAAAACUGAUCAAUGUCCACGUUGUCGUCAAUUUAUACGACGUUCUCAUUUUACUUAUCAUUAUGAAAAUAAUUGUGCAUCAAUUGAUGAAAUUGAAACUCCACCAACUCGACCGAAAACUCGAUUAGCACAACAAUAUGCUCCUACUAAUUCUAACAAGCCUAUAUCAAGAGUUGAUAUUCCUAGUAAUGACUAUCCUGAAAAUUAUUCUGAUCAAAAUUCUCCAAGAGGCGGCAAUAGGAGAUCUCCAUUGAUAACAUCAAAUCAAAUUAAUGUACCAAUGACAAUCGAAUGUGAAUAUUGUCAUAAUCGAUGUGUACGAAGUGAUUAUAAAACUCAUAGGGACAUGUGUCUUGAAAAUCCAGCAAAUAUGAAUCGAAAACAACCACCUGUAAUACCAUCAAGGUCAAAUCAAAAUCAAAGCGCUUCACAUGGUAUUGUUCAUAUUCCAUGUGAAAUUUGUCAACAAUUAAUUGAUUUACCUAAUUGGUCAAGUCAUACUCAAAGUUGUCGUGAGAGAGAAAAGCAACGAUUAGAAAGACGUGCAGAAACAAUGAGUCAACAACCUGUUACUGAACAACUUCCAUGUGAAUAUUGUCAACAAUUAGUUUUAGCUAAACAACUUCAUUUACAUGAAAAAAAUUGUGUGAAAAAUCCAGCAAAUACAGAAUCAGCACGUCUUCUUGCUCAACAACGACCUUCACCACCUGUUUUCCUACCAACCAGACGACAAAAUAAUCGAAACCAUCCAAUAUCAUCUAAUAUUCGAUCUCCAAAUAACAAUCGUUUUGCUCAAUAUCAACGUAUUGAUAUUGAUCGUACACAUAUAGCAAAUAGACCAGUUGAUAAUGAUAGAUCUAUAAAUAAUAAUAAUAAAAAUCAAAAUUAUAUACGAAACACAGGAAGUGAUGAAAAUUUAUUACAAUCAAAAAAUUCUUCUCAUCGUGGUCUUAAUAAUGAUAAUCAAUCGAUGAGAUCAAAUGAAUAUCAUUCACAUGAAAAUAUAUCACAACCAUCGAGAGAAGGAUUAUCAAAUGGUAUAUCACAACGUGCAAAAUCAUCUGAUAGCUUACGAAAUAUGCAUGAUGAUCAAAAUCCAAAUAAUAAUGCUGUUAAUUAUCGUCCAUCAUCUCACAAUGAUCGUAGAUAUCAGCAUCAGAUUCAACAUGGAACUAAUAAACUCAAAGUGAUAAACAAUCAUCCUGACCGUCCCACAGUGAAACCGAAAAAACAAUCUGGACUGAAGCGAUUUUUUGGAUGUACAUCUAAACAGAAUGCUAUUGAUUAA
Rotaria sordida is the source of this 1518-nucleotide messenger RNA. NCBI's taxonomy places the organism in Eukaryota, Metazoa, Rotifera, Eurotatoria, Philodinida, Philodinidae. The record is from the annotation of a GenBank genome assembly.